Daucus carota subsp. sativus is the source of this 2033-nucleotide messenger RNA. RefSeq lists its product as uncharacterized. Gene Ontology annotation, molecular function: protein binding. The transcript has a single exon. The record is from RefSeq and is a predicted model, not a curated record. NCBI's taxonomy places the organism in Eukaryota, Viridiplantae, Streptophyta, Magnoliopsida, Apiales, Apiaceae. The coding region runs from base 94 to 1740 and encodes 548 amino acids.
AUUCAUUCAUAUAUUAGCACUUUCCCGGCACUAUCUCUCUCAUAUUACCCCCUCUCUCUCUCCCUCCAUCUCUCUCAUUCUCUCUCUCCAGUCAUGAAAGUCUCUGAAGAAGAAGACAUCAACAACAUCAAGCACCUCGUCCAAUCUCUCCUCUCCUCGAUUCCCAAGGCACAGAUAUUCAAAGGCAAGUGGUCCUCCAUCGCCGAAAAACUCUCCGAUCUCAACCUCCAUCUCUCCGACCUCUCCGACUUUCCCGCCAACUCUCUCUCCGCACCGCUCCUCCUCUCUCUCUCCGCCACUCUCUCCGACGCCCUCUCUCUCUCCGCUCUCUCCCACUCCCCAUCUCUCCCGGCCGGCAAGCUCAAGACCCAGAACGACAUCGACUCGGUGUCGUCUCGGCUCAGCCGCCACGUCGACGACAUCGAUAUUUUGAUCAAGAGCGGGGUUCUCCAGGACGACGCCGUUUCAACCCCCGUUUCUAAACGAGAGUCGGUUCGGGUCAGCUCCAGGAGCCUGAUAACCAGGUUACAAAUCGGGUCCGACGACGCGAAAAUAUCGGCGAUAGAGUCGCUGAACGACCUUCUCCAAGAAGAUGAUAAGAACGUGUUAAUCGCGGUGGCGCAGGGCAUCAUUCCCGUGGUCCUGCGCUUACUGGAUUCAAACUCGUCCCCUCAGCUUAAAGAAAACGCCGUCGUUUUGAUUUCUAGGGUUUCAGUUCUUGAUUCAAGCAAGCAUGUUUUAAUUGCAGAAGGGUUGACUUUAAUUCAAGAUUUGAUUCGGGUCCUCGAAUCGGGUUCCGGAUUUGCCAAAGAAAAAGCCUGUAUUGUCCUUGAGGCCUUGAGUCAAACCAAGGAGAAUGCAAGGGCAAUUUCGUCAAGAGGUGGGAUUUUCACCCUUCUUGAUAUCUGUCAAGGUGGGACCCCCAAUUGCCAAGCUGUUGCUGCUAGUGUGUUGAGGAAUUUAUCUGGGUUUGCUGAAAUCAGGGAGAUUUUCUCGGAGGAAAAUGGGGUUUUGGUGCUGUUAGGGGUUUUGGCUUCCGGGACGAUACAAGCGCAGGAAAAUGUGAUUGGGUGUUUGUGUAAUUUGUGUUUGGAUGAUGAAAGGUUGAAGCUUUUUGUUGUGAAGGAAGGCGGGGUUGAGUUUGUAAUGAAUUAUUGGGAUUCUGUUUCGAAUGUUAGGGGUUUGGAGGUUGCGGUUGAGUUUGUUAGGUGUUUAGUUUCGUGUCAUCCGAUUGCUGAGGUUAUUGUUUCGAGUGGGUUGUUGGGUAGGAUUGUAUUGGUUUUGAAUUGUAAUGUGUUGGGAGUGAGAGUUGCAGCUGCUAGGGCUGUUUAUGAUAUGGGAUACGAUAUGAAAACGCGAAAGGAGUUGGGGGAAUGUGGGUGCAUUGCGCCUUUGGUGAGGAUGUUGGAUGGUAAAGCUGUCGAGGAGAAGGAAGCAGCUGCUAAAGCAUUGGCAAUGCUUAUGGGAUAUGCUGGAAAUCGAAGAAUUUUUAAGAAGGAAGAGAGGUCGAUAGUUAGUACUGUCCAGCUUUUGAAUCCUUUACUAAAGAAUUUUGAUAGGAAAUAUGCUGUUUCUAUAUUGUCAUCGUUUGUUCAUUCAAAGAGAUGUCGUAAACAGAUGAUUGCUUCGAGUGCUCUUGUGUAUUUGCCUAAGGUUGUGGAUAUGGAUGUCGAGGGUGCAAAAAAGCUCUUGGAAAGUCUUGGCCGGAGAAAACUCUGGGGUGUUUUUACCGGACCUUAGUGAGGUGAUGAUCAUGAUUUCGAUUUCACUACUUUGUAUGUAUCAUAGUUUGUAAUUUUGUUAGUAAAUUUGUUUGUUAUCUGCUUUCUUUUUGUGUUAAAAUUGUGAUUAGAAUUCAUAGUAGUAGUAGGUAUAGAAAUGUGUUACUACUCCUUAAGAGUUAAGAUUUGUGGGAGUCAAUGUUGGAAAAUGUAAUCUUUUGUUAGGUGACCUAACUGGACUUUUAAUAGUUUCUGGCUUUCCAGCAAACACCAAUAAAUUAAAAGUAAUAAUGUCACUUUCUGAGCUCAUAA